Hyalella azteca is the source of this 3180-nucleotide messenger RNA. RefSeq lists its product as uncharacterized. The transcript is spliced from 14 exons. NCBI's taxonomy places the organism in Eukaryota, Metazoa, Arthropoda, Malacostraca, Amphipoda, Hyalellidae. Gene Ontology annotation, cellular component: ciliary basal body; centriole; pericentriolar material. Gene Ontology annotation, molecular function: gamma-tubulin binding. Gene Ontology annotation, biological process: microtubule nucleation; mitotic cell cycle. The coding region runs from base 85 to 2706 and encodes 873 amino acids. The record is from RefSeq and is a predicted model, not a curated record.
UUUUGAAGACAGGUCGAAGAGAGCAGGCACGAAGGGCGAAAAUAAUUUGUGUCAAAUAGCGCUGAAUGUUUUCUCUAAUCGAACAUGUUGGCUACCGGCGGUGACUGCAUCAAACUUUGGGAUUUGAAUGACUUCAAACUCAAGCAGAUUUAUCCAUCAAGGAAAGAGAGCAAUGUGAUGGGCAUUUCCUGGAGCAAUGAUGGUGGAUGUCUGGGCAGCUUUUGCAGUGACAGCAAUGAAGUCAGUCUCAGAGCUGUCAGGGAUACUUCAUCUCUGCAACUUCCUUCCAUUAAAACAGGAUGUGUUGUCCGAGCCAUAGAUUAUGCUCACAAAGCAGCUGAAUUUGUGGCUGUAGUGGAGUCUUCAGGCCAAGUGAUUGUUUGGAAUACCAACUCAGUCUCGCCUAAGAAGACAUUCCAGUUGAAAGAUAAAUCACCGACCAGCAUUGCCUUCAGUGCAAGUGACUCUCACUUGGCUGUAGGUGGGGAGGCAGGCAGUGUGCACCUGCUCUCCUUCACCAACAGCACCAUCACUGGUCCUUACCACAUCACUUCAUGCCAGGGAGGAGUGAAGUGCGUGAAGUACAGUGCUUUGCGGCGCGGGGUACUGAGUGUCGCGUGCUGGGACGGCUCAGUGGCUUGUCUCGACUGCAACACUGGCAAGACCAGCAGCCUGGCACAGAGGCACUCUGCUCCCUGCUCCGCCCUUGCCUUCUCUCCCACCAACGAGCUCCUGCUUGUCUCUGCAGGAUAUGAUAAGAAGCUCAUCUUCUACAACAUCAAUAGCCUCAAGACUGUCCAGCUCAUUACCUGCGACGCACCCCUCACGACCGUGGCGUUCCUGCCGGACGGCCUCAAGAUCUGCGCGGGCACAAUGUCUGGCGAGGCUCUGCUGUACGACCUGCGCAACCUGCGCACACCGCAGCACUCGUGGUCAGCUCACUCCGGGGCGCUGAUGACCAUGGCACCUCGGCCUGCUGCCUCUAACUUGCAGAAGAAACGCAGAACUCCUCACCAAAGAACAAAGACGCUGUCGGGAGAAGUUCCUGAGAUUGUGGUCGAUGUGCAGCCGCCAACAGAGGGCGAGGCACCUUCCUCCAAAUAUUUCAGUUCCACUAACCUGGACGACUUGAGCGCCGAUGUCUUCUCACCCGUUCGAGACGCAGGCUUGUUUGUCGAGUCGAGUGCGCGGGACAAGCCCCUGGCUAAAGACGGUGCACCGGUCAUGAAGCUCGCAAGUCUGGGGGGCAACGAGGACUGUGACGCGGAUGCUGCCAAUUACGAUGCUGACGGACUCCUGUCGCCUGUCAGAGGCGCUGCUGACAUGGCAUUUCAGGCAGAUGACAUGCACCGGACGCCUUAUGCCUCUUCCCGCAAUGAGGCCCUGGUAACUGACUCGUCCAUCUCAUUGACACCUCGCAGCUCCAGACGCGAUGAGUCGAUCCGUUCUUCACUGCUUCGGAUGGCGGGAGAAAAGUCAACUUAUUUGUCCCCAAAACGACUAGCAGGGAAAGAUUUGCAUGCAAUAUCCCCUGAACGCUUGAUGUCGAGUAUUUCAGCUGUAACUUCCCCUCGGCAAAAUCUGAAUAAGUUGGACGUAGUGCCACUAUCUGCCAAGGAAUCAAUUGAGCCUUUUACCACUCUUGAAAUGAAACAAUCUGAGAAACCUUCUUUAUCACGCGGCCCUUUUAUAAAGAAACCUUCGGAUGAGCAUGGCUCAACCAGUGCUUCCAAGGCUUUAGAAUCGCAUUUUAUUGUUGAAACUGCCUCUCAAACGUCAGGCCAAACCAAUGAUGUCAUCUUGGACCGUGGCUCAAAGACACAGCAGAGCUUUCCUUCUCCUGCCAUGGCCGACACGCGGCUAUUUUAUGAAGACGACGUGCUGUCGCCAUUACGAGAUGGUCUUGCUGUCGAGCCUGCUUGCGUUUGGUCAUCGAAGAAGGUGAGCGACCGCCUUGCUGCUAUUGAUGAUCUUGUACGCAGCAGCGUUUCACCUACCGGCUCACCAUCCCGCAGUAAAACUCAUCAUGAUUCGAAAAUUACUCACCUAUCUCCUAAAGAUAAGGAAAAUGUUCCUCAAAAAAUUCCUUUUUCUCCUGCGUUUGAUCCAUCAAAUUCGACCAACGUUAGAAUGAACGAAAGUCAGUUACAUAACUCGCCCAGACCAAAAACAGCAAUGCCAACUGUCAUCGAUGCCCCUCAAAACCAAGAUAAAUUGCUAAGUAGACUCACUGAACAUGCAUUGCAUGAAGCGUCAAAUAAAGACUUUCAAUUUGAAAAGAAAACUCCGAGAAAUUCUGCAACUAACUCUACUUUGGAGUGUCUUCUGAAAAACUAUGAAAACAUCGUGAAUAAACUUGCUGUCCUGGAAUCGCCUUCUGCCAGGGGCUCUGACGAGCCGCCAACUGAAACUGAAACGACCGGCCAGGAAGACGCUGCGCCUCCCGCUAUUACAGGCAAUACUAGUGCAACAUCGCAGUCGUUGACGCUGGCGCUGGUGCGGAGCUGCGUUGCAGAUUCGCUGGAUGAGCUCGAGACGAGAAUCAACAGACGCUUCAUCCACCUCAACUACACGCUGCUCACCACGCUCGUACAGCAGACGCGUGAGAUUGAGGAGUUGCAUAAAAAAUAUUCCCUCAAUGAGGAACUGCUCGAAGAAAACCUUAGACUGCAAGAAGAAAUUCGCUACCUUCGAGCUAACUACUGAAUUUUGCUUGCAUAGUUUUCAUUAGGAAAAGCAAGGUAAAUAAUAUUUGUUGAUGUAUGAUUUUAUGCGUAAGCAGUACGUAAGUAUUGGAUCGCAAUGUUAUCACACUCGCGUCAUUACCGUGACUUGCCUGAAAAAGUAAAAUUUUCCUCGCCAAUAUAGAUUCUCUAAUACAUUCUAAGGAGGCUAUAACAGAUAGAUUUUAUAUAUUAAGGAUCGUGUCUACUGCGUGAUGCAUACCUAUUAUAUUUGUUCAUCGUACAAUUCGUUGUUUAACUACAUAAUAGUAUAUAAUAACAGUGGCUGGGUUUAUAAUAUUCAUUACGAACCCAAUUUCCGACUCUGAAUUAAUAACUUAUUGCCGGUUAAUAAGAAAUAUUAAUGGUAACCUUGUAACUGUAGAUAUUGUUUUAUAUGUCCUGGAUUUUGCAAAGGUAGGACAUUUUGAAUGGUAAUAAAAGUGGUCAAACAAAA